CAGCUGAUCACCAUAUCAGUAGCAAUCAGUAGUAUGUCACUGACUGUGCGUAUAACGUGUGUAGGAGAUUGAUUAGGAUUGACAUAUAUAAAACAGAUAUGACAAAAGACCGAAGAAAGUAAAGGAUAAAGCGAAAUUAAAAAAUGCAUCCGUACUGGAUUUUCUGCCGCAGGAGAGACACGAGAAAAUCCUGUAGAGAUGGCGAACGAAGUCAAAAACAAAGUUAUACUACACUGGAACUGUCGGGGUCUCAUGGAGUUUCCGGAGGUAAUAAGACUGCACGGCAGUCACAUUCAGGAGAUAUAUCUGAAGUGGAACAAGCUGACCACUCUACCACCAUGGAUCACAGAGCUGUUCAACGUGACCAACUUGUACAUGUAUGGCAAUCGGAUUGAACAGUUGCCUGUAGAACUUGGCGGAAUGAGUCAGUUGACGGUGCUGGAUUUAAGUGCCAACAGAUUAGACCUGAUAUCUGCCUGCAUUGGCAAUCUAAGCAAUCUGAAAUCUUUAUUCUUGAAUGACAAUUUUAUAGAGAGAUUACCAGUUGAAUUGAGCCAACUGAAUAAUCUGGAAAUACUGUCUGUCUCGGGUAAUCAGAUUGUUGCACUGCCGGAGUGGACAGGUUCUCUUCCAAAACUUCGAGAGCUAUAUGUGGAUAACAAUCACCUGAGGGAAUUACCUAACAGAUUGACCAUAGCUCCUGAGCUUACUAUGAUCUCCGUGUGUUCAAACAGGUUGAAAUAUUUGCCACUGAAUGGAUUUCUAUCGGCUCCCUGUAUACGAUUCGAUGCAAACGAAUACUUAAAUUAUGUGUCGUAUCCGCUUCUAUUUCAAUUACUUUCGCAACUACGCACGACGGUUGUUCGCGAUAGAGAAUAUUUGGCAUUUGGAUGUUUUAAGACGCAUUACGACACAAAUGUGCUAAACACAAAUAUAAAAUUGUACAUAAAAAUGAAGAAACUGCAUGAAAUAGAUGCCGAUGUUAUAAUUGAAUUACCACGGCAAAUGCUAAAAAUUCACGAGGUUCACGAAAACGUGACUUGUUCCCUGUGGGAAUUAGCACUAAGGAAAGUUUAUACCGAAAGAUAUAAGCACACGCUUGACGUUUCCGUUUCUCCCGCAAACGUAACAAUACUCUACAAACCACUUAAGAAUACUAAACUGGACUUCACACUGUCUACGAGUUAUAGUUUGUACAAUUUAUUAACAAACGGACCUACUGGUAUUUGUGUAAAUUCUCAAUGCCAGCAACCGAUAUUUACAGAAGCUUGGAUUAUUAUCGGUAUCAACCGCUAUGCGGAAUCCAUGAUAACGAUCGUUUUAUGUUGUAGUAGAAGUUGCGCCACUGCAUUCGCUGCACACUCAAGUACGACUAUUAAUCUUCAUUGGCACUUCAUCAAUUGAUGAAUCCUCCUAAUUAGCAUUGCGGCUACCAAGAGGGAUUCUUCAAUAAUGCCCAGUAGGAAUUCCAGUUCCAUGACAACGAUGAA
Molecule: messenger RNA, 1490 nt
Organism: Trachymyrmex cornetzi
Lineage: Eukaryota; Metazoa; Arthropoda; Insecta; Hymenoptera; Formicidae
Product: leucine-rich repeat-containing protein 28
Exons: 8
Coding region: 199-1404 (401 amino acids)
Cellular component (GO): cytoplasm
Molecular function (GO): protein binding
Source: RefSeq, a predicted model, not a curated record